GCGGUCAAAAAUUUGGGUGCACCUAACUUUUGUGCUGGUGCACCUAAGAAAAAAAGGUAGGCGCACCAGUGCAACCAGUGCAAAAAGUUAGUCUAGAGCCCUGCAGACAUUUCAUGAAGACCCUAAUAAAUCAUACCAACUUGUUGAAAGUGCUCAUACGAUGCGUCCUUUAAACAGUUGUUGUUCUUUUGUCAGUCCUAGGAAAAGCAUUCCAAUCUAUCUGCUGCUGUCAGAUGAGCAGGCUACACUGAUCAUACAGGCGUACUGGAGGGGAUACAAGGUGCGUGUGCGUCCGGAUGUACAGGAGUUGAGACAGUGGCAGAGAGAACUGAGAGAGGAGAACUGUAACAUCAACAAAACCGUUCAGGAGUUUUGGGCACGGCAGGAAAACAGAGUUUGGUCAGAGCUGCUUGAUCUUUGCGAUGAUGCUGAUCCGGAGGCGGGUGUUUCGAUCAAGGUGGUCCCCCCCACACCACAGAGCAGAGUGCUGCUGUAUACACCCGCUGUAGAGAGAAAAGAGCUUCUGACGGCAAACCUGUCAGCCCCGACAGAGCUUCAGCGUCAUGUUAAUACUACUGCUGAGUGAAGAUGUCUCGCUGGGACUUUAUACUGCAUCACAUGCUCCGUUUCUUAAUGACAGAAUAUUAUUAGCAUAAUAUCAUAGUUUUAUUUAUCUUACACUUUUUUCCAAUGCACAUCGUUUGUUCACAUUUGCUCAAAUGACAUUUAAAGACAUAGCCAUUUUAAUCCCCAUAUCAUUGAUGUGUGUCUAUGACAACAUGUAAACCUCUUGUAACUCUAAUAUACAUUAUAAUAAACAGUGUAUUAUAAUGUGGCAUCUAAUGAGACUUUAUUAAAUAAAAGCAUAAUAAAGAAAGUUGCAGUAGAUGAUGAG
Molecule: messenger RNA, 895 nt
Organism: Triplophysa rosa
Lineage: Eukaryota; Metazoa; Chordata; Actinopteri; Cypriniformes; Nemacheilidae
Gene: iqck
Product: IQ motif containing K
Exons: 3
Coding region: 161-586 (141 amino acids)
Molecular function (GO): protein binding
Source: RefSeq, a predicted model, not a curated record